AUGGCGACACCUGAAGAUACCGUGCCAGCGACCACUCCGGAAUCAAAAGAGAAUGAUGCCAAUCAUACGGCGAAAUCGACUCUUUUCGUUCGUGGUAUACCAUAUGAUGCAACCAGCAAGGAUCUCGAAGAGUUUUUCAGUGAGGUUGGCCCGAUCAGAAAGUGUUUUGUGGUGGCUUCCAAGGAAGAAGGAGCUCCCAAGGAAGGCGAACCCAAUUUCAAGAACAAAGGAUUUGGUUAUGUUCAUUAUGCAUUGGCCGACGACGCACAAGAAGCCCUCAAAACGCUUACUUCCGCCAAGUUUAAAGGGGGUCGAAAACUCAAGAUCGAGCUCGCUCGACGACGAUCCGAAGCGGCUUCAGCCAACGCCAAGAAAGCAGAAUCCAAACCCGUAAAGAAAGCCUUUGUCAUCAAACCUACCAAGCCUGUUCAACCUGAUGGCACAGAACGUCCCUUUGAUCGUGCCGCCCGUUUAAUUGUUCGUAACUUGCCUUGGAAAUACAGAGAAGACGAUUUACAGCGACUAUUUUCAGCUCACGGUACCGUUCACGAAGUGCGCUUACCUCGAAAAUAUGAGGGUGGUCCUCUUCGCGGAUUUGCCUUUGUUCAAUUUGAAAAAGUCGACGAAGCCGAAGCGGCCAUGAAUGCGUUGAAUGCUACGGAACACCUUGGUCGAACCAUUGCUGUUGAUUGGUCUAUCCCCAAGGAUCGAUUCGAUCAGAUGGAAUCUCAAGAAGCGGAAGAAACGACGGAGCAGCCGAGCGAAGAGACAAAAAUGGAUGUAGAUGAGGCUACUAACGACGCGCAAGAUGCGGACGAGAAGAUGGCCGAGUCUGAUGAUCAAAAUUCGGAAGACGAGAGCGAAGAUUCCGACGAAGAAGAAGUCGCUGAAGAGGCUGGAUCUGAUGCUAACUCUGAUUCUGAUGAAGACGAGGACGAAGAAGAUGAUGAUGAGGAGGAGGAGGAGGAAGAAGAGGAGGAUGAGGAUUCAAGCGAAGGCGAAGAAAGUGAAGAUGACAGCGACGAUGAUGAAGAAGAAGAAGAAGAAGAAGAAGAGGAGAACGAAGAUGAGGAAAUGGAAGAAGUCAGCAAGGGAGAAAAAGUGGAGAAAACUCGCACACCUAUCUCUGAAGGUACCACGUUAUUUGUUCGUAAUUUAUUGUUCGAAACCACCGAGAAUGAUAUGAAGCAAUUCUUUUCUCAAUGGGGCAGAGUGGUCUAUGCACGCAUCACAAGAGAUCGUGAGACGAAGCUUUCAAGAGGCACCGGUUUUGUGUUGAUGCGAGAAAAGGAAGAUGCCGACAAGUGCUUGGAAGAAGCGGAAGCAUUGAAAGCCAUGUCAUCAACGGGUCAAGAAGAUGACGAAGAUGUGAUGAAAUCCUUAAUGUCGAAACGUGAAAAGAAGAAGAAGGGAUUAAUGUACAAUAGUAUUCUGACGCCGGACGCCAGCUCCAGUCUUGGUCAAAAAUUCACAUUGAACGGUCGAGUGUUGGAUGUCACCCGCGCCGUGGAUCGCAAUGCGGCACAAAAGAUGAAGGAAGACAAGCAGAGUUUGAAACGUAAGGAGGAUAAACGCAACCUGUACUUGAUGCGUGAAGGCGUUGUUUUCCCAGAUACACCCGCCGCGCAAACCAUGACGCCCGCCGAAUUGCAGAAACGUCAAAUGUCCUUCUCUGCGCGCAAGAAACUUGUGAGCAACAAUCCAUCGCUGUUCAUCUCCAAGACCCGUCUUUCCAUCCGUAAUCUACCUGUCAAAGUGGAUGAUACCGAUUUACGUAAGCUGGGAUUGGAAAGUAUCCAAAAGUUCAAAGAACAAGUCAAGGCCAAACUUCGAACGGAUUUGACCAAAGAAGAAAAGGAAGACGGAUGGCAAUACAAACCCCGCGUGAAACAAGCGAAAAUUGUACGAAGCAAAGAUCGUGUGGAUUCGGCCACCAACAAGCCCCGCAGCAAGGGUUACGGUUUCUUGGAAUUUCUCACUCACUCACACGCAUUGGCAGCAUUAAGAUAUUUGAACAACAACCCCGAUCUUUUUGAAGGCAAACGCCUGAUUGUCGAAUUUUCGCUCGAAAAUAAGGAAGUUUUGGAACGACGCAAAGAACGUACUUCAAACCAACACCAAGCAUCAGCGACCACCUCUGAAGAGCAAGAAUCCGAACAAAACUCGCGCGGAUUCCAGCAAAGGGAUCACCGUGAACGAGGUGAUCGCGGCGAUCGAGGUAGCCGAGGUGGCCGUGGAAGUCGUGGAGGCCGCGGAGGCCGCGGUGGUCGUGGAGGACGUGGCGGCCGUGAAGAUCGUGGAAGCCGUGAAGAUCGUGGAAGCCGUGAAGAUCGUGGAGACCGUGAAGAUCGUGGAGGCCGUGGAGAUCGUGGUGGCCGCGGUGGUCGCGGUGGCCGUGGAGGCCGAGGUGGUCGUGGCGGUCGUGGCGGCCAAGUCCGAAGACCGGUUGAAACUGGAAAAAAGAGACCUUUCAAGAACGGUGACAAGCCUACGAAUACCAAAAAGGCCCGAACAUAA
Messenger RNA from Radiomyces spectabilis, 2517 nucleotides. RefSeq lists its product as uncharacterized. Gene Ontology annotation, molecular function: RNA binding. Bases 1 to 2517 code for a protein of 838 amino acids. The record is from RefSeq and is a predicted model, not a curated record. NCBI's taxonomy places the organism in Eukaryota, Fungi, Mucoromycota, Mucoromycetes, Mucorales, Radiomycetaceae. The transcript is spliced from 3 exons.